Messenger RNA from Podarcis muralis (Common wall lizard), 735 nucleotides. The record is from RefSeq and is a predicted model, not a curated record. NCBI's taxonomy places the organism in Eukaryota, Metazoa, Chordata, Lepidosauria, Squamata, Lacertidae.
CCCCUUCUCCUUCCCCGAGCGGUUCAAGCGAGAGCGGGAGGGCAGAGUCGCUCUCACUCGAGAGGCGCGCGGGGUAGAGCGCGCAGCUACCAUGUCCGGCUCCGGCAGCGACCGCGGCGACGCACCUCGUCGCUCCCGAAGCCAGCAGCUCGGCUCCCCCGACGGCGGCACUCCUCGACGCCGGGCGCGAGCGGGCGACGGGGAUGGCGGCGGGCGAGGCAGCGAAGAAGAGGACGGGGCGGCCGGAGGAGCAGCGGGAGCGGAGGGCGCCUUGCCGGGGCCGUCGGGCGGCGACGGGGCGGACGAAGCGACGCGGCGGCUGCUCCGCCAACAGUACCGGGAGCUCAUCUCCUCCGUGCAGCAGAAUCGUGAAAUGAUGCUGAGCACCAGAAAUGAUAAACUCACAGAGGCUUUGGAAGAUGCGAAUAGACUAUUUACAGGAGUGUCCCGGGCAAGGGAGGCUGCUUUGGAUGCCCAGUUCCUAGUUUUGGCAUCAAAUCUAGGAAAGGAAAAGGCAAGCCAGUUGCACUCGGAGAUGUCAGUGUUUGAUCCAUCGGAGUUUGCUGAAGAUUUAUUAUCAUUUAUGGGUUUAAAUCGCCUGGAAAGAGAAAAUAGCGAUAGCGAAGAAGAGCAGGCUGAUGGUGGAUUUUUGCCUAGUGAUGCUUGGACUAAACUAGGUCAAGAAGCAAUGAAGUAUUUUAGAAGAGCACCUGUUUUCCACUGCAUGUAAGUUUU